Daktulosphaira vitifoliae (grape phylloxera) is the source of this 1625-nucleotide messenger RNA. It is a transcript of the gene Idh3b, whose product is annotated as isocitrate dehydrogenase [NAD] subunit beta, mitochondrial. Gene Ontology annotation, biological process: tricarboxylic acid cycle; isocitrate metabolic process. The coding region runs from base 176 to 1378 and encodes 400 amino acids. The transcript has 8 exons. The record is from RefSeq and is a predicted model, not a curated record. Lineage: Eukaryota; Metazoa; Arthropoda; Insecta; Hemiptera; Phylloxeridae. Gene Ontology annotation, molecular function: oxidoreductase activity, acting on the CH-OH group of donors, NAD or NADP as acceptor; NAD binding; magnesium ion binding. Gene Ontology annotation, cellular component: mitochondrion.
GCAAUAUAAUUUGUGAAUUCAUUGGACAGCGCUAAUGUUAUCAGAAUACAAAGUAAAAAAUAAAGUUAACCACCCGGGAGGAAAAAGAAAUUUUAUUUUAUCAACGACCUAACUGAAGAAAUUUACUACUCAAAAAAAUUUCUUCAAAAUUGUAUAUUACAUUAUAGCUGCUAAAAUGUCAAUCUUAAAAAAUGGAAUGAAACUUUUUAUGAAUCGGUCUACUCAAAAUAUUUUAGGAAUUAAAUCAAAUAAAUGUAUUCACUCGCCAUCAACUAUAGAACUGAGUAAACUAUCAAGUACAAUAUCUCCUGUUGCAAGAGCAUAUGCAUCAAAUGAAUCAAACGAAGAAAAAUUUCCUAAUAUGCCAGUUGAUCGUAUUACAUGUACCAUGAUUCCUGGUGAUGGAGUUUAUCCUGAGUUAAUGAAUUCUGUUAAAACGGUUUUCAAAGAAAUCGGUGUUCCUGUUGAUUUUGAAACAAUACUGUUUUCAGAAGUACAGCACAAUAGUAGUGCUAAAGUGGAAGAUGUUAUCAAGUCAAUAAAUCGUAAUAGAAUCUGUUUAAUGGGGGCACUUAUGAGUCCUGAUGUAAGUUAUUCUGGGGAACUUCAAAACUUGCAUAUGAAACUAAGAAAAGGCUUAGAUUUAUAUUCAAAUGUUGUACAUGUAGUAUCAUGGCCAGGAGUUGCAUCAAAGCAUAAAAAUAUAGAUAUUGUUAUUAUUCGAGAACUUACUGAAGGCGAAUAUUCAGCUUUAGAACAUGAAUCUGUUGAUGGUGUUGUUGAAUGUUUAAAAAUUGUUACAGCAGCAAAAUCUCAAAGAAUAGCUAAAUUUGCUUUUGAUUAUGCAAUUAGAAACAACCGUAAACGAGUUACUUGUGUUCAUAAAGCAAAUAUUAUGAAAUUAGGAGACGGAUUAUUUUUAAAAAGUUGUACUGAAAUUAAACAAUUGUAUCCAAGUGUAAACUUUGAAUCUAUGAUUGUGGACAACUGUACUAUGCAAAUGGUAUCCAACCCUCAACAAUUUGAUAUAUUAGUUAUGCCCAAUUUAUAUGGUAAUAUAUUAGAUAAUUUGGGAGCUGGCUUAGUUGGUGGAGCUGGUGUUGUUGCCAGUUCAUCAUUCAGUCCAGAAUGUGCUGUUUUUGAACCAGGUGCAAGACAUGUUUUCCAAACUGCUGUUGGUAAGAACAUUGCUAAUCCAACAGCAAUGUUAAUGUGCGCAUCUAAAAUGUUAAGACAUGUUAAUCUACAAUACUAUAGUGAAGCUAUAAGAACUGCUAUUAGAGAAGUAUUAGCUGCGGGAAAAGUAAGAACUAGAGACUUAGGUGGAUCAAGUAGUACUCAUGAAUUCACUGACGCUGUUAUUAAAGCUAUUAUUUAAAUCCUGUUGCUAAAUUAUUUAAAUUAAUUUGAAACUUCCUAAUAAUUUAUUUUGUUUUAUUUAUUUAACAUAAUUUAAACAUAUUGUUCAUAACCCUUAGUAUGUAUAAUUUUUGCCUGAAAUAUAUAAUUUAUUAAUAAACCUUGCCUGUUUAAAUUGUAAAAUUAGUAAGUUAAAAUUAAUUUGAUUGUAUUAUAGAAUUAAGUAUUUGAUUGUAUAGCUGUGUAAAAUAAAAUUAAAAAAUAUA